AUGGCUUCUCUGAACUUUUGCGCAGAGUGGGCUAACGCUCCCAGCAAUAAUCUCCUCUACCCCGAGGCAGACAACACGAACCAUGUCCUGAUGUAUGCGUGCCGUAACUGCCCCUUCCGCACAGAGGCUGAGAACCCUCUUGUGUUCCGCAACGACCUGAAGCUCAUCUCAAAGGAGCAACCUGGUAUCAUCGACGAACUGAUGACGGAUCCAACGCUGCGCAGGACGCAGGACCUGACGUGCCCCAACUGUGGCCAUACCGAGUCUGUCAUGUUCCAGGAUCAGAGCAAGCGCACCUUUAACAAAAUGAUCUUCUUCUACGUGUGCUGCUACUGCAACCACCUGUUCCGUGACGAGCCCCUGGCAAAGCCCCAUGAAGAGACCGACUAG
This is a messenger RNA of Malassezia sympodialis ATCC 42132, 390 nucleotides long. It is a transcript of the gene RPB9, whose product is annotated as DNA-directed RNA polymerase II core subunit RPB9. The record is from RefSeq and is a predicted model, not a curated record. Gene Ontology annotation, biological process: transcription initiation at RNA polymerase II promoter; maintenance of transcriptional fidelity during transcription elongation by RNA polymerase II; DNA-templated transcription. Gene Ontology annotation, cellular component: RNA polymerase II, core complex. Gene Ontology annotation, molecular function: nucleic acid binding; zinc ion binding; DNA-directed RNA polymerase activity. NCBI's taxonomy places the organism in Eukaryota, Fungi, Basidiomycota, Malasseziomycetes, Malasseziales, Malasseziaceae.